Molecule: messenger RNA, 1522 nt
Organism: Pomacea canaliculata
Lineage: Eukaryota; Metazoa; Mollusca; Gastropoda; Architaenioglossa; Ampullariidae
Exons: 6
Coding region: 203-1330 (375 amino acids)
Biological process (GO): nucleobase-containing compound metabolic process
Molecular function (GO): 3'-5' exonuclease activity; nucleic acid binding
Source: RefSeq, a predicted model, not a curated record
AUUCUAUCAUGGCUUCCAUCCAGGUCGAAAUUGUCGACUCGAUGUCGAAGUGUGACCGCGUGUUGCACCACCUCAAAAGAGAACCUUACCUGGCUGUUGAUGGGGAAGGUGUCAACCUCAGCAAGACCGGCCACUAACCCUCCUGCAGAUAGGAACUAAAGAUGGAAAGGUCUAUCUCUUUGAUGUCCUCACUGAGCGCAGAAUGCUGGAUACAGGUGGACUCAAAUCCAUUUUGGAAAGUGAAACAAUUGUCAAGGUGAUGCACUCCAGCAAGAACGACGCAACGGCGCUGUACUGGCAGUUCGAUGUGAAGCUGCACAACGUGUUUGACACGCAGCUGGCUUGCAUGGAGCUGCAGCGAGCAAAGGGUCGACGACUUCCCAGCCGCAUGAAGCUGGCCGAGGUGUGCAGGCUCUACUGCCCUCAGAAAGCCGACUUGCUGGAGGAGAAAGAGGAUGUACAGACCCACUGGUCCAAGAAUGAAGGAGAAUUCUGGGCUAAGCGUCCAAUGACGCAGGAAAUGAUUGACUACGCAAGUCAGGAUGUCCUGGUCCUCAUACCGGAAGUUUAUAUGGCAAUAAAAAGAGAAGUGGAGACGAGAGGUCUGACCAGCCAACUGACCACACAAACUUGUCUAGACAUCGAGGGGACGAUAAACAGAGAAGUGAAAGAAAGGAUCGAAGAAGAAGAAGAUGCCAUGGUUCUUGAGAUUCUUCAGAACUUUUCGAGGACCACCAGGCCUCCAGAUCGUCUGUCUGACAUUACAGAUGAGGAUGUUUUGGAUGCUAUCACCCGGCUGAGGAGUGAUCGUCUGGACACAGAGGGACUACCACCGAACAUCCGGAGCCUUAAGGUUCAGAGCCUCACAAGCAAGGUGGAGGAGAUAAGAACUGAGCUUGAUGAAAAGGGGGAGAGCAUUAAGCCGAGCGGCAACCUGUAUGGCGUCCUCUUCAGAAGCAUAUGUCACUCGGGAGAUGAUGCUCUGAUUCAGCUGGCAAGAGGAAUUGAAAGUCGACUGGACAAAAUCCUACUGAAAGACAUGGAAAGGAAGUACACCAAAAACACUCCCAUCCAACACAUCGCGGACUUUGAGAAACGCGUCCUGGACAGAGCCCUUCAUCCUCGAGGGGAAAAUGACCCCGCCGUGACCCCAGUGCUGCUGCGCCUGUACUGGCUGCUGCAGGAAGAGAGCAUCGACUCAAGCAUGCAGCAGUUCCAUGAUAACCGUCCUGCUUUCCGGAUCAACCAAGGCUACGAGAAAAAGCUUCGAUAUUUUCUCAGUGGAAGGGCGUCCCCUCUCGACUGCAGACGAAGGCGCAAAGCUUUAUGAGAGAGUUGGAGGCCGCGAGGCUCGUCGUCAGGCCCCCCUUCGGUGAACAACACUGAGAGAACAUUACAAGACAAGUAGGACGAUGAAACGAAGACAGCACACCUGUGACUAUGACAAGAAACAGCACACCUGUGACUGUGACAAGAAGACAGCACACCUGUGACUGUGACAAGAAGACAGCACACCUGUGAC